Messenger RNA from Carassius auratus (goldfish), 880 nucleotides. Its product is annotated as L-selectin-like. The transcript is spliced from 3 exons. NCBI's taxonomy places the organism in Eukaryota, Metazoa, Chordata, Actinopteri, Cypriniformes, Cyprinidae. The coding region runs from base 16 to 525 and encodes 169 amino acids. The record is from RefSeq and is a predicted model, not a curated record.
ACAAACAGCAAAUACAUGUUGGUCAAUGGGCCGAAGUCCUGGAGAGAGGCUCAGAGUUACUGCAGACAGUCUUACACAGAGCUGGUCAGCGUGAGGAACCAGGAGGAGAACUGUCAGAUCCAGAAGCUGAUUCCUGCAGGAGAAGUCUCAUACAUGGGGCUUUUCAAAGACGCUUUCGUCUGGUCCGAUAACAGCACGUCUUCUUUCAGGAACUGGGAUUCAGGUCAGCCGGAUGGAUCGGGAGACUGUGUGGUGCAUUUACGAAGAAGCAGACUGUGGGAUGAUCAGGAUUGCAGUAACACAAAGCCCUUCUUCUGCUACGACAGAACAGUGGUCAGACAGAUACUGAGACUGAAGGUGGAAUCGGAUCAGAAUGUGAAUGAUCCCGAUUUAACGGCCACAAUCCUUCAGGAGAUUAAGCAGAAAAUGAUAUACCAGGGUUUGUCAGUGCAUGCUUAUCUGCAAUGGAAGCAGCAAGCAAAUGGAGACGUCUUCCAAAGAGAAGAGAAGACGAGAAAGAAAUGAGACAUCACAGAUCAUCUUCUUCUCAACCAUCAAAACAGGGCAGGAUUUUCUGAAAGAGAUGAUAAUUGACUGAAUAAUCAACUAAAAAUCAGUUUUUGGAUCUUGAUCCACCAGAUGAGAAAAGCUGUUCUGUAGUUUCCCUAAAGCUGAAUUUAAUCACUAUAUUUAAAGUCCGUUGUAAAAAAUGAUUGUAACUUUAAUGUUAAAACACUGUGAAAUGUCUUAAUGUCCCUUACUGAAUAUUUAUACUACAUUUAUUUCUAUGACUUUCUGUAUUAUCCCUAGACUUAUGUUUAUUAUCAUUACUGACUGCUGUUGCAUUAGUUUAAUUCAAUAAAACAAUUUGCAUUGAUUA